Messenger RNA from Lampris incognitus (smalleye Pacific opah), 3478 nucleotides. It is a transcript of the gene api5, whose product is annotated as apoptosis inhibitor 5. NCBI's taxonomy places the organism in Eukaryota, Metazoa, Chordata, Actinopteri, Lampriformes, Lampridae. The coding region runs from base 217 to 1731 and encodes 504 amino acids. Gene Ontology annotation, biological process: negative regulation of apoptotic process. The transcript is spliced from 14 exons. Gene Ontology annotation, cellular component: nucleus. The record is from RefSeq and is a predicted model, not a curated record. Gene Ontology annotation, molecular function: RNA binding.
GCAAGGCGAACUAACGUAGUGGGAACGGACAGUUACGGUUUGUUCAAAGCUCUCUCGAAAUAUCUGCGUGUCGUCCCAUUUCUAAAUUACACAAUUCAAAUAAAUUGAUAUUUGCUGUGUAACAGUUGCCUCAAAGGAGAACUAGAGUUAUCCGACUACGGAUAUUUGUGUAAUUAUCGGUGUUCUUACCUUUGCGCGCACACGGGACGGACGCUGAUGGCGGCCACUAUCGAGGAGCUGUAUCGUAACUAUGGGAUCCUUGCGGAUGCUAAGGACAACCUCAGCCAACACAAAGAUGCAUACCAGGUGAUCCUUGACGGAGUAAAAGGUGGACCCAAGGAGAAGCGCCUUGCAGCCCAAUUCAUUCCCAAGUUCUUUAACAGCUUCCCUGAGCUGGCAGAUGCAGCCAUUAAUGCACAGCUUGACCUUUGUGAAGAUGAAGACGUAUCGAUUCGACGGCAGGCCAUCAAAGAGCUUCCGCGGUUUGCUGUUGGUGAGAACAUCCUCAGGGUGGCAGAUUGUCUCACCCAGCUCCUCCAGACUGAUGACACAGCAGAAUUCAACCAAGUUAAUGGAUCACUCGUCUCUAUCUUCAAGAUUGAUGCCAAGGGUACUCUUGGAGGCCUCUUUUCCCAGAUCCUGCAGGGAGAGGACAUAGUGCGGGAGAGGGCCAUUAGAUUCCUGUCAGUCAAACUAAAGACCCUGCCAGAAGACAUCAUGACCAAGGAGGUGGAGGAUUUUGUCUUCGCAGAGACGAAAAAGGUGCUGGAAGACGUGACAGGUGAGGAGUUUGUCCUGUUGAUGCGUGUGGUGUCAAGCCUGCGGAUCCUGCAGACAGUCAGUGGGCGACAGCAAUUGGUGGAGCUGGUGGUGGAGCAGGCCUUCCUUGAGCAGGCCCUGAACCCUGCCGACCCAGACACUGUGGACCGCCUGCUGCAGUGCACGCGCCAGGCCCUGCCCCUCUUCUCCAAAAAUGUCCAUUCCACACGCUUUGUGACCUAUUUUUGUGACCACGUCCUGCCCAAUCUCAGCACCUUGACCAGUCCUGUGGCUGAGCUGGACAUUCAGUUAGAGGUGCUGAAGCUGCUGGCUGAAAUGAGUCCAUACUGUGGAGACAUGGAUAAGCUGGAGGCCAACCUCAACAUGCUGUUUAACAAGCUGCUGGAGUUCAUGCCCCUGCCACCAGAGGAGGGAGAGAAUGGGGAAAAUGCGGGAAGUGAGGAGCCCAAGUUGCAGUUCAGCUAUGUGGAGUGUCUCCUCUUCAGCUUCCACCAGCUGGGCAAGAAGCUCCCGGACUUCCUCCUUGAUAAGGUGGAUGCUGAGCGACUCAAAGACUUCAAAAUAAAAUUACAGUACUUCGCCAGAGGUCUCCAGGUCUACAUAAGGCAGCUACGAGUGGCACUGCAAGGCAAGACUGGCGAUGCACUGAAGACGGAAGAGAACAAGAUCAAAGUGGUGGCUCUCAAGAUUACCAACAACAUAAACGUGCUGAUCAAGGAUCUGUUCCACAACCCUCCAUCAUACAAGAGCACAGUCACACUUUCAUGGAAGCCUGUCCAGAAGGCAGAGGCAGUCGCAGCCAAGCGUCCGUCAGGUGAGGAAAUAGGCACAGGUGGCAGCAUGAAGAAACCGAUUAUUCCUUUGCCCAGGAGGGAUGCAAGGCAGAUCUACAACCCCCCCAGCGGCAAGUACAGCGCUACAAUCGGAAACUUCACUUAUGCGGGGCUUUAGGGGCAGCCGGGGACGAGGCUUCGGAGGUAGAGGCAACAGGAGCCGAGGCCGUAUCUACUGAAACAUGCUCUGUCUCACACACACACACACACACACACACACACACACACACACACACACACACACACACACACACACACACACACACACACGUUGGCUCAUCGGACUGUAGCACGUCAGGAUCCUUACCGUACCGAGGCGAGCUCCCCGCUGUUCCCUCUUUUUAACCUCUUUCUGUGUUUUAUUUCUGCCGUUCAAACACACGUCCAGGAAGUCCUGUUUUGGGGGGAUUUGAUUUGUUUUCCUGUCUUCAGCAGUUUUGAAUCUUCAUCAGACUUUUCUACCUGGCAUUUUUAAAUAUUUUUCCUUCCCUGUUCUACUCAGCCAAGAUGAUAGAUAGUUAAAGUAAAUCCGCAUGUUUUCUAUCUUUUUUUUUUCUUCUAAUUUUAUUGAGUGUAUCAUUGUGGAACAAAAGACUACCAUGUUGUACUUGAUCAAUAUUUUUGUUGUUGGAGAAAUUGAAGAGACCCUCUCAUUUUGCAUUAUGUUUUUAUUUAAUCUUUUUUGUUAAAACUUCAUUUGGAUUGGCUUACACUUGCUCCUUUGUAUAAAUCAGUGAAAUUGCUGUUGGAAUUUUUAUCAUAAACUUGUAAUGGAAGUAUGUAUUUUUCUUUGCAAUUUUAUUUUUUUAGAUAGGAUAGAGUUAAAAAUGAAACACAGAGAAGAAAACAUGAAUCAAAGGUUCUUAGUUGGACCCAAACCACACUGCAAUAAGACCCGAGUCCAUAUGGUGUGCAGCAAUCUGGUUGAGGUAUCAGGAUGAAUCUCAGUUGCCUUUCUCUUUGUGUUGCUAUUUUGAAAUAGUUGGGCUGCCAGUCCCAAAACUAGAAUGGCAUUUGAUGCCACCCAGCCCACCACAACAUUGUUUCAUUUUGGGAAUGCUGUUGUGUGAUCUGUGCUGCAUUUUUUUGGGUGUUGUAGGUACUUGUGAGCACUCAAAGACCUCAUUAAAAAAAAAUUUCCACACAAAAGAUGAGGGGUUUUGUGUGCUUACAAACUGCCCUCUUCACAAUUUGAAUUCUACUCUUGAUAAUGAGUUUAAAGACCAUUCUGAUGUUAUGACAUGGCCUUAAGGUUUUCUACUGCUCCACAAGCAUGAGCGGUCAGUAGAUGACCAGUUACAUUUGCAGAGGCAAACAGAUCCACAUAACAAGAAAAGAAUUAAAGCUGUUCAGUAGGGUGAUCAGCGACUGCGCUUUGAGUUUCUGUUGGACAAUUCAUCCACGGAUAAUGGUAUCUCCAAAGUUGAGUGACUCCAGGUGGAUUUAAAUUCGGUAAAAGGAUAGUUGGACAAUUGUUCUGAGUUUGAGGUGUUAAGCAGACAGCAGUAGGGGUACUGAAUGUAGUUUUGAUAAAACACUAAUUGACCUCUUCAAAAGGCUUGAAUGGUCUUUCUAUAAUGGCAAAUGUCAGUCACAAUUGCCACUAUGCUGAGAUCUGGGGUAUGGAACACCUUUGUUUAUAUGAUAACAUCAAUUUAUCAGUUAUAUUUUUAUUGACAACUAGGGUACAUGUAAUCCCCAAUAAUAUUUCUGCUAAAUGCAAACUUGGAGUUUAGCCAGCCUGGUUUUAUUUGUAUGAUUAAAGCCAGUUAGCUGACGAGACAUCCAUCUGAAUUUUAACGUAGCCUACAUUAGGACUGGGAGUGUAUUUAAGGAGUGGUAAUCAGAAACUGUCAUCUCUUCUA